Molecule: messenger RNA, 1394 nt
Organism: Erythranthe guttata (spotted monkey flower)
Lineage: Eukaryota; Viridiplantae; Streptophyta; Magnoliopsida; Lamiales; Phrymaceae
Gene: URH1
Product: uridine-ribohydrolase 1
Biological process (GO): purine nucleoside catabolic process
Cellular component (GO): cytosol
Molecular function (GO): purine nucleosidase activity
Source: RefSeq, a predicted model, not a curated record
AGUGAGUGAAUUAAUUAAGGUAAAGAGGGGCAGCUAAUCCCCAGACUCCGAGUCAGAGUUGGCUGUCCUCUCCAAACUGCAACUCUUCUUAUCUUCUCUUUCUUCACAUUCUGUAUCUAUAUAUUUAUAUUCUGUAUCUAUAUAGAUACCGAAUUAUUCUGGGAUUUUGUAUCGAAUUCUGGGACCCUUUAAAAGUGUUUUUUUUUGGCUCUUUAACCUGGAAUCUCUGUCGGAGAUAAAGUUGCGAUGUCGAUUGUUCACGGCGGUAAGAUCGAUGGGGUGGUGGUGGGUUCCGACAAUUGUGAAAAGAUCAUUAUUGAUACCGAUCCCGGCAUUGAUGAUAGCAUGGCAAUAUUAAUGGCAUUUCAGUCCCCGGGUCUUGAUAUAUUAGGGUUAACUACCAUAUUCGGCAAUGUCACUACCGAAGACGCCACACAGAACGCAUUGUUUCUUUGUGAGAUUGCUGGACGUCCGGAUAUUCCUGUCGCACAGGGUAGCCCCGAACCAUUAAAGAGAGGAGAGCCACGUGUUGCCGAUUUUGUUCAUGGUUCAAAUGGACUGGGAAAUAUCUCUUUCCCACCUCCCAAAUCAAAGAAAUCCGAUAAAUCCGCAUCUGAAUUUCUUGUCGAUAAAGUAUCCGAAUUUCCCGGUGAAGUUUCUGUACUUGCACUAGGCCCUCUAACGAAUAUUGCUCUGGCUAUAAAGAGGGAUUCUUCGUUUGCGAGCAAGGUGAAGAGGAUCGUUGUACUCGGUGGAGCUUUCUUUGCCUUGGGAAACGUUAAUCCUGCCGCUGAAGCAAAUAUAUACGGGGACCCUGAAGCUGCAGACAUUGUAUUCACGUCCGGUGCAAAUAUUGACGUCGUCGGCAUAAAUAUCACAACGCAAGUCAAAAUGACAGACAAACACCUAGACGAGCUAAGGAAGUCAAAAGGAAGACACGCGCAGAUUAUAUGCGACAUGUGCAAAUUUUAUCGCGACUGGCAUGUCAAAUCCGACGGUGUCUACGGAAUAUUCCUUCACGAUCCGGUCAGCUUCGUUGCAUUAGUGAGGCCGGAUUUAUUCACUUUCAAGAAAGGAGUUGUGAGGGUCGAGACACAGGGCAUCUGUGAGGGACAUACAUUGAUGGACCAAGGGCUAAAGAAAUGGAAUUCGAGCAACCCGUGGUCGGGAUUUUCUCCAGUUUCGAUAGCAUGGACAGUUAACGUUGAAGAAGUUCUUAACUAUGUUAGUGAAAUUCUAAUGAAGUUGUGAUUUUUAUUCAAUUAUUAACUGUACUCUGUAAAUUCAUUUUAUGAUUAUUGGAGAUUUCUGGAAUUCUAUUUAAUGUGUGUUUGCUACAUACGAACACUAUCCGGUAACUAUUAUCAAUAAAUUAAAGUUGGCUAAUAUUUUUA